CAUGUCUGUCCGUCCCCCCCCAGAGUCAAGGCAAAGCUGGAGGAGCAGAAUUCUAAGAGGGUCCAGGCCUUCAUGGCUGGAGCUCCAGCAGCUGUUAAGAUGAUCCUGGGAAACCUCGAUAAAUACCAGUUUUUCACCGGUGAGUCCAUGAACUGUGACGGCGCCAUCGGCCUGCUAGACUACCGCGAGGACGGCGUCACACCGUUCUUCGUUUUCUUCAAAGACGGCAUCGAGAUCGAGAAAUACAAACCAUCUGGAACCGUCAACAGGAAGUGCCUGGAUCGGAGGAGCGUGUCUGCUUGUUUACCAUAGCUACAACCGCCCCUGAUCAUGGAACAGA
This is a messenger RNA of Salvelinus sp. IW2-2015, 340 nucleotides long. RefSeq names its product translationally-controlled tumor protein homolog. The record is from RefSeq and is a predicted model, not a curated record. Lineage: Eukaryota; Metazoa; Chordata; Actinopteri; Salmoniformes; Salmonidae. Gene Ontology annotation, cellular component: cytoplasm. Gene Ontology annotation, molecular function: calcium ion binding.